AUGGCUAUCAGCGGCGUCGGAAUGUCCGCGUGCUGCCUGUCCGGCAAGCUCGCACAAGGCACGCCCACAGGCCGAGAAGAAAAGGUCGGCGGUGUGGACACGUACAUCGCCGAGCCGCAAGGCGGAAGCAAGUCCAAGACUGUAGUAUUCCUCGUCGACAGUACGAACCCUCCCACCCGAUGCCUCAUCCGACAGGAAGUUUUUCACUAACACGUUCCACAGUCUUCGGCUGGAAACUCCCCAACGUCCGCCUCCUCGCCGACAACUACGCCAAAGCCGGCUUCUACGCGUACAUCCCCGACGCGCACACCGGCGACUCCCUCCCCAGCGCCUUCCUCGACACCGUCGAACCCCCCUUGCCCAAGCGCGAAACUCUCACCGUCGUCGACAAAGCCGCCGCCACCGCCCAAGUCGGCGCCACCCUCGGCCCCUGGCUCCUCAAGCACCGCGAGGGCGUCGCGCGCCCUCUGAUUGAGAAUUUCAUCUCGCAUGUCCGCUCCCUUCCCGGGACGCAGAAGGUCGGCGCGCUGGGGUUCUGCUGGGGCGGUAGGUAUGCUAUUUUGGCGGCCCAGGCGCCUUUUUCUGGCGUUGCCGGGAGGGGUGUCGAUGCGGCGUUUGCGUGUCAUCCGAGUCUUGUUGCUAUUCCGGGGGAUUUUGAGCCGGUGUGUAUUCAUUCAUCGAUCUAUCUAUGCUAGAGCGAGUCAGGGAAAUGCUGAAAUUGAUGUCUCUAGGUCGUCGCCCCGCUCGGUCUCGCGGUAGGCGACCAGGACAGCCUCCUCAGCAAAGAACAAGACGAACAGAUCGCGGAAGUCUUCGAGAAGAAGGCUAAAGGGGAACAAGGGGAUCGCAUGGUCGGGGGCAUUGGAGGCUUCGAGAUGAAGAUCUACGAGGGCCAGGUGCAUGGAUUUGCGCUGAGGGGGGAUUGGAGUAGUGCGCGGGAUCAGAGGGCUAUGGGUGAGUUUUUUUUUUUCCUUCUCUGUUUUUUUUUCUGGGAGUGGGUAGGGGUGGUGUGUGUGUGGGUGUGGGAAUAUGAGGAUACUGAACUGAUUGUUUGUUGUAGAUGACGCGGAGCAGCAGGGUAUCGCGUGGUUCAAUAGGUUUCUGUCGUGA
Messenger RNA from Lecanosticta acicola, 1110 nucleotides. The record is from the annotation of a GenBank genome assembly. Lineage: Eukaryota; Fungi; Ascomycota; Dothideomycetes; Mycosphaerellales; Mycosphaerellaceae.